Messenger RNA from Tarenaya hassleriana, 819 nucleotides. Its product is annotated as vesicle-associated membrane protein 724-like. The transcript is spliced from 6 exons. The record is from RefSeq and is a predicted model, not a curated record. Bases 79 to 729 code for a protein of 216 amino acids. Lineage: Eukaryota; Viridiplantae; Streptophyta; Magnoliopsida; Brassicales; Cleomaceae.
AUUAAACAGACCCUUACAAAAGCAAUAUCUCUCUCUUCCAGUCUCUCUGUCUGCGUGGGUGAACUCGGUGGCGACUCGAUGAGUCAGGAAACGUUCAUCUACAGCUUCGUCGCAAGAGGCGCAAUGAUUCUGGCGGAGUACACCGAUUUCACCGGGAAUUUUCCGGCGAUAGCUGCUCAGUGUCUCCAGAAGCUUCCUUCCUCCAUCAACAGCAAGUUCACUUACAACUGUGAUCUCCAUACUUUCAACUUCCUCGUUGAAGAUGGCUACACAUAUUGUGUUGUGGCGAAAGAUUCACUGAGCAAGCAAAUCUCAAUCGCAUUCUUGGAACGAAUGAAAGCUGAUUUCAAGAAGAGAUACGGGGGCGGGAAAGCAAGUACAGCUUUUGCCAAAAGUCUGAACAAGGAGUUUGGGCCGAUUAUGAAAGAGCACAUGAAAUAUUGGAGAAUAUUGACAAGGCGAUUGACAGAGGGGAAAACCUUACAGUUCUGGCUGACAAGACCGAGAGUCUACGUUCUCAGGCUCAGGAGUACAGGAAACAGGGGACACAGAUCCGGCGGAAAAUGUGCAACUGAGGAGUCGAAAGAGAAACUCGUUUCGCCAGAGUUUGAUGCUCAAUGGGCAAAGGCAAAUGCAGCUUCAGAGAUCUUAGAGCCUCGCAAGAGAGACAGAGACAGAGACAGAAGAAAAGUGAGAGGAAGAGAAACUGUACUACUUGUGGUCUUGUAGUGAUGGGAUGGAGUGUGAAUGUGAUUAGUGUUUGUGUUGUGCUGUUUUAUGUUGUCAUUUACAAAUAACAUAUACUCGGGGAUUUGUCUA